Brenthis ino (lesser marbled fritillary) is the source of this 210-nucleotide messenger RNA. NCBI's taxonomy places the organism in Eukaryota, Metazoa, Arthropoda, Insecta, Lepidoptera, Nymphalidae. The record is from the annotation of a GenBank genome assembly.
AUGAUUCCUGAAAAGAUAUUUCUGAUACCUUCAAACCCUGGUAAUAAAGAAUUCCUGCCAGAUUCGGAUAAAAUUGGUGGUACAGUGACAAUUGGUGUGACAGUCAUUCUCCAGGGUUCGAGCAGCAGAAGAGAUAACGAAAAUUUUCUCGAUCUUGUGAACUUAAUAGUAGCUGGCCUCCAACGGAAGAUAUCAGCCGUAUUUAUACUU